Molecule: messenger RNA, 1506 nt
Organism: Parnassius mnemosyne (clouded apollo)
Lineage: Eukaryota; Metazoa; Arthropoda; Insecta; Lepidoptera; Papilionidae
Source: the annotation of a GenBank genome assembly
AUGUGGGACGGGAUCUACAGGGUAAUUGGCCGCACAACCCAAAGACAGGAAGAUAUCCCUCUUGUAAAAGAUGGGAAGACGUUAGAGAACGCAGAAUCAGCAAAAUUUCUGGCGGAGACCUUCUAUCCGGACGACAAUACCCAGGAGGAUGACGCGGAACACAAGCUUAUAAGGAAAACAGCGGAGUUAGUAAACGUAGGGUCACUUGAUGAUUCAAGUGAUCCACCUUUUACGGUAGAGGAGCUUAUGUGGGCCGCGUCCAGUUUUAACCCAAAAAAGGCUCCAGGAAAUGAUGGUCUCACAGCCGAUAUCUGCGUAGCGGCCAUUGCCCUGGACCCGCAACUGUUCUUGGCUUUAGCCAAUAAAUGCUUACAGCUAGCACACUUCCCUAGUAAAUGGAAGGAGGCGACAGUAGUAGUCCUGCGAAAGCCUGGUAAAGAAGACUACACGCACCCCAAAUCUUACAGGCCGAUUGGGCUACUGCCUGUUCUAGGGAAAGUCCUAGAGAAAAUGAUCGUACGGAGAAUCAAGUGGCACAUCGUACCAAAACUUAGCAAAAAACAGUAUGGGUUUAUGCCACAGCGUAGUACCGAGGACUCCCUCUAUGACAUGAUACAGCAUAUAAAAUCUGACAUCAAGGAUAAAAAAUUGACUGUAAUAGUAUCACUUGACAUAGAGGGAGCCUUCGAUAACGCCUGGUGGCCAGCUAUACGAUAUGCACUUGUAGAAACCGGAUGCCCCAUAAACAUGAGGCGACUAGUCGACAGUUACCUCGAUGACAGAUCGGUAUGUAUUAGAUACUCAGGGGCAGAAUGGGUCAAAAAGACCACGAAGGGGUGCGUGCAGGGCUCAAUCGGCGGUCCACUGUUUUGGAAUUUGUUGUUGGAUCCACUCCUAAAUGAGCUAACAGAUAGAGGGGAGUACUGCCAUGCUUUCGCGGACGACGUGGUCCUAGUAUUCUCGGGAGAUAGGGCAUUGGAAGUACAGGAGAGAGUCAAUGCAGCCCUCGCACAGGUUCAGAAGUGGGGAGUCAAAAAUAAGUUAAAAUUCGCACCUCAGAAAACCAAAGCAAUGGUUAUCACUAAUAAGAUCAAAUAUGACUCGCCACUUCUGAAGAUGGGUGGGGAAAGCAUUGUAAUGUCAAAAGAAAUAAAGAUACUCGGCCUCACAGUGGACAACAAACUAACUUUCAACACCCACGUGAAAAAUGUGUGCUGUAAAGCACAAAACAUAUACCGCCAGCUGUGUAGGGCCGCAAAGGUUCAUUGGGGCCUGAAUUCCGAGAUUAUUAGGACCAUCUACAUCGCGGUAGUGGAGCCAAUCAUUAUGUACGCGGCAAGCGCCUGGUCACCGGCAACAAAUAAACAGAUUAUUAAAAAACAGUUCGAUGCGGUACAGCGCGGGUUCGUACAGAAAAUCAUCAAAUCGUACAAAACUGUGUCUCUGCACUCGGCCCUACUACUCGCCGGGCUGCUUCCCUUGGACCAGCCUUGCUUUAUGAAAUAA